Molecule: messenger RNA, 1290 nt
Organism: Jatropha curcas
Lineage: Eukaryota; Viridiplantae; Streptophyta; Magnoliopsida; Malpighiales; Euphorbiaceae
Product: PPPDE putative thiol peptidase family protein
Biological process (GO): protein modification by small protein removal
Molecular function (GO): peptidase activity
Source: RefSeq, a predicted model, not a curated record
GAGGGAUCCAAACUUCUGGCCGCGGUGCAAAAGUCGUUGCGGACAGCUUUGGGGCCCAGAUCCCCAACCAUAAAUAUAAAUUCAUUUCGGUUGUGGCCGCGCAAACAAACAAUUGGCAAGUGCAAAGCCUGAGACGCCGGUUUUCUUCUUUUCAGGUGACAUCUUGAUCUCCCAAAACAGACUUCAUUAGUUAGGACAUCUUUUGCGGUGGUAAAGACUCAAACUUUUUGUUUCCAUAUUGGAAGAUGGCUGAGGAGGGUCACAAGGUUACCUUGAAUGUGUAUGACCUCAGCCAAGGAUUGGCACGUCAUCUCUCAACAACGUUUUUGGGAAAAGCUAUUGAGGGUAUUUGGCACACAGGAGUAGUUGUGUAUGGUAAUGAAUACUAUUUUGGGGGAGGCAUACAGCAUGAUCCUGCUGGAAGAACUCCUUAUGGAACACCACUUAAAGUUGUAGAUUUGGGCGUCACACAUGUACCGCAGGAUGUAUUUGAAAUGUACUUGCAGGAAAUUAGCCCGCGGUAUACAGCUGAGACAUACAGUUUGCUUUCUCACAAUUGUAACAACUUUAGCAAUGAAGUUGCACAGUUUUUGGUUGGUGCAACUAUCCCAGACUACAUUAUUCAGCUGCCUAACGAAGUUGUGAACAGUCCAAUGGGUGCUCUUAUAAUGCCCAUGAUACAAAAUCUGGAGUCAACAUUGAGAGCUGGAGCUGUUCCACAAGUCCCACAAUUCAGGCCUACUUCGAUGACCCAGCCCUCACCACCUGCGACAACUGCUAUUGAUAAACCCUCAGGUUUAAAAACAACUGUUAAAGCAGCUGAUGACAAAGUGGAAUCUGAAGAUACAAAGUCUGAGGGGCCAAAGGCAUCAAAGGCGUUGGUACCUCCUGCAGUCAAGCCUUCGGAAGUCAAUGGGGUUGCAGGAGAUCCUCUUGGCAAUGCUCGGAAUAAGGUGCAGGAGGAGAUAGGCCGUGAAUUUGCUGCAAUCAUGGCUACAGGCACAUUGCGAGCAAGUGAGGCUGCAGCUCUUGCAACCAGGAGAGUCAUGCAAAGAUAUGGAAAUACAAAUCUUACAGUGCAACAAAAUUAGAAAUUGUGUUUUCUUUAAAGCGAUCAGAAUUCAGAUGUAUACAUGUGCUCCCAGUGUAAGCCUAAAAUUGGCUGUAGUCUGGAAUUUGUGGAACCCCCCACCUCAUUGGUGUUUUAAAAUGCUAACUGAAUGGCACAUUGCCUGUUACUCGGUUUCUUCAGACCCUAAAUCUGUUCAAGAAUCUAAAUCUGUUCAAUGA